AUGGUUGAUUUUUCGUCGAUCAAAGCCAAAAUCUUGGAAGUAACCCAAGAUUAUCCGGACUUCCCGAAGAAAGGAAUUAUAUUCCAGUAAGUUGUGGGUCGUUUAGAUGGUAAAAUUAUUUUCAGCGACGUAUUGCCCAUUUUCAACCAUCCCAAAAUUGUUCAAGAGCUGUGCGAAAAGAUCGCCGAGAAUUAUCGAGGGAAGGUGGAUGCGGUCGCUGGACUGGAGGCGAGAGGUGCGUUUUAAGGGUAAAAUACGUCCUCCUGGAAUACUUCUUUGGUAACAUGCCAUUGUAGAUCGAUAAUUUUCCAGAUAAUGGUAUUUUACAGUAUUUAGUUGGAAAUUUUUUUUUGAAUUUUCGAAUUUCAAAAAGGCAACUGUAAAUGCUGAUGCCCUCUAAACUAAAAAAAUAAAGCCCAUAUAUAUAAUGUUACAUCUAUUUCCAGGCUUUUUGUUCGGUCCUCAAGUCGCGAUUCUCCUCGGCGUUCCAUUUGUUCCGAUUCGAAAAAAGGGAAAAUUACCGGGCGAAUUGCUUCGGGCAACCUACAAAAAGGAGUAUGGAGAGGUAAGUAGCCGUAUUCUUUCAUUUACAAGCCUUUUACAUUUAUAUUUUUAAAGGUUUUAUCAAAAAAUCCGGGUUUUUCUGCCGUACCAAUGGCCUAAUGUAACAUUGGGCAAAAAAUCCCGAUUUUUGCCUUAAAUUUUGAUUGUUUCAGGAUGUAAUCGAGAUCCAGAAGAACGCUCUGCCUCCCCAUUCCAAAGUUCUCCUCAUCGAUGAUCUCUUGGCCACUGGUGGCACUCUGAAAGCGGCUUUUGAUCUGCUGAAAAGCGCACAGUGCGACGCUUGUGAGGCCUUCGUUUUGAUCGAAUUGACCGGUCUGAAGGGUCGAGAAGUCCUGCAAGGCGCCAGAGUCCACUCACUCGUCACUUAUGAGUUCUAA
This is a messenger RNA of Bursaphelenchus xylophilus (pine wood nematode), 941 nucleotides long. The record is from the annotation of a GenBank genome assembly. NCBI's taxonomy places the organism in Eukaryota, Metazoa, Nematoda, Chromadorea, Rhabditida, Aphelenchoididae.